UUCACGGAGCCACCAGCCCGGGCUGCGGAAGGAGGAGGGAGGCGAGGAGAGUUUGAAGUUGCAGCGCUCGCCCGCGCCUUGGCGGAUCGGGGAAGUCCGGGCUGCGCUCUGGACCGGCCCGAUCGGAGCAGGGGAGCGGGGCUGGUUUGCACCCCACGGGGAAAGCAUGAGUGCUUGGAUUUGGCUGUUCGGGGGCUUUGACAAUAGGACGUAGCCUGGCUGAGGAUGGGGCGUUCACCCAAGCGGCGCGCACAAUGGCCAGAGAGGACUCCGUGAAGUGUUUGCGCUGCCUGCUCUAUGCCCUCAAUCUGCUCUUCUGGUUGAUGUCCAUCACAAUUUUAGGAGUUUCUGCCUGGAUGAGGGACUACCUGAAUAAUGUUCUCACUCUAACCGCAGAAACAAGGGUAGAGGAAGCUGUUGUUUCCACUUACUUUCCUGUAGUUCAUCCAGUCAUGAUAGCAGUCUGCUGUUUCCUUAUCAUUGUCGGGAUGUUGGGGUAUUGUGGAACAGUAAAAAGAAAUCUUUUGCUGCUUGUAUGGUAUUUUGGAAGUUUGCUUGUGAUAUUCUGUGUUGAACUGGCAUGUGGCGUUUGGACCUAUGAACAAGAAAUUACGGUUCCUGUGCAAUGGUCAGACAUGGUCACUUUAAAAGCCAGAAUGACCAAUUAUGGCUUACCUAGAUAUCAGUGGCUUACUCAUGCCUGGAACUUCUUUCAGAGAGAGUUUAAAUGCUGCGGAGUGGUUUAUUUCACUGACUGGUUGGAAAUGACAGAGAUGGAUUGGCCUCCUGAUUCUUGUUGUGUAAGAGACUUCCCAGGAUGCUCCAAGCAGGCCCAUCAAGAAGAUCUUAGUGACCUUUAUCAGGAGGGUUGUGGCAAAAAGAUGUACACUUUUCUGAGAGGAACCAAGCAACUGCAGGUGCUUCGAUUUCUCGGAAUCUCUAUUGGGGUCACCCAAAUUCUGGCUAUGAUUCUUACUAUUACUUUGCUAUGGGCUCUAUAUUAUGACCGGCGGGAUCCAGGGACAGAUCAAAUAUUGUCCUUGAAGAACGACACCACACAGCACCUGCCAUGUCAUUCAGUGGAGCUGCUGAAACCUAGCCUGACAAGGAUCUUUGAACACACAUCUAUGGCAAACAGCUUUAACACACACUUCGAAAUGGAGGAACUGUAGGCUGAUCUGAGGUCACAGCAGUAUCUUUCUCUAGUCUAAGUGCACCAUUCUAAUUAAUUGUAUUAGAAAAGAAAACAGACAAGAACGACGUUCUUACGGAGGGGCAAGGAUCGCAUCUUCUGCCUCUUAAAACUGUUGGGGUUCUAGCCUUACUAGUAAAAACCGCUCUUUUUAUUACUUCCUACAUUUUGUCGAACUGUGCAUGUUAUGAACACUUUUCUGCUGGUUGCUGCAGAAAAGAACACAACGCUUUUAAAGCAGCGUCUUUGCAAAAAGAAAUUCAUUAUUUUUGUGGGCUGCCUGGAUUUUUAUCUGAAGAGAUUUAUAACAAUCUUUUUUUAGGAGAAGGAUGGACAACUUGUUCAACACUGAAAGCCUCACUGAGAAUAUAUCAGGAACGGAGGGCCGAGACUAAUCAUUGUCAGCUGAAUGUAACUUAACUAAUUUUUGGAUCAUUGUAAAGAAAUAUUGGGUGGCAAACCCUCUUUGUUGGGAAUAUGUUGCACUCUGAUAAGCUUUUUCUGGAAUGAAUUGCAUCUGAGUAAACUCUCAAAGUCAGUCUUCCAAACUCUGAAAAUGUUUCUAAAAGCCAUGAGGUUGGGUCAAAAGGGACAGCUUUCACUUGCUUCUGAGCCUUUAGAAAGCAUUAUUCCUUUUCAGACUAUCAGCACAAUCAUGAGGGCCAGAAACUUGAAAACAUGGUAUUCUCAGGAUUUAGCAAGAACACAGGACCCUGAACCAACAGCUAGUGUUGCAUGUGAGAAACUCUGUGCUAAGCUACAAGAGACGAAUUACACGAGGAUGCACAUGUGAAGGGACUCACAAUGUUAGCCGGGAAGCUGAGUUUUAAAAGGGAUCGGAAAGCUUUGUUAAUUUCCCCUCUUUACAGAGCCAGCAAAGAUAGGUCCUCAGAGGGUUUGCUAAUUUCCUCUUUGCCUCCCAAAGGCUCUGUCAGUUUCCCCUCCCCUUCUAGGAGGCAAAGAGGAAAUAAACAAACCCUCUGUGGAGCAAUCUUUGCUGGCUCUGUAAAGAGGGGAAAUUGACAGAGCCUGCCAAUCUCUUUUAAUAAUAAUAAUAACAUUUGAUUUAUAUACCGUCCUUCAGAACAACUUAAUGCCUGCUCAGAGCAGUUUACAAAGUAUGUUAUUAUUAUCCCCACAACAAAACACCCUGUGAGGUAGGUGGGGCUGAGAGAGCUCCAGAGAGCCAUGACUAGCCCAAAGUCACCAGCUGGCUUCAAGUGGAGGAGUGGGGAAUCAAACCUGGCUCUCCAGAUUAGAGUCCCGCGCUCUUAACCACUACACUAAACUCAGCUUCCCAGCUAACAUUGCGACUCCCUUCGUGUGAGCAUCCUCGUGUAAUUCAUCUCCUGUAGUUUAGCUCUCUUUCAGAGUGAUGACUGUCUGUUUGUGGAGGCUGUGCUCCAUGGAAUCUUUGGGACGCUGAUGUUUACAUUACAUUGGUCCUAUGCAUAUGAUAAUGGUAAUUUGUGCAUGUUAUUCAGAUCUACAGCUAGGGCCAUGUGUGUCAGUUACUUGUGAAUGGUUGCAUCCAGCGGAGACCUAUACAUACAUAUAGAGAGCCUUUCCUUUUGUCCUUCUGUCACAGCAUUCAGGGUAUGAUGAAUUGUUUAUCUGAGCAUGCACAAAAUCCCAUAACCCAUAGACACAGCGAACCAAGGCAAUGGAGAGCGUAGAUUUGCUUUGGGAAAGCAUAUUUCAACCCCUGUACCAAGCCAUUGUGGAAAAAGAUCAGGGAUAUAUUUGUAUAUAAAAUGGUGUGUGUAUAUAUAGCAGAAAUGCAAUGCAUAUGAAUGCUUGGUUUUUAAAACUUCAGUUUUUGUAAAAAAAAAAAAAAGAGAGAGAGACCUUUUAGCAGCACUUUGAUUUUAGCUGUUUUUAAAGGAAAUAUCUGAAACAUGGGGUUUUUUUCUAACAUGACUUUUUAAUUUUUUAAAUUAAAAUAUUUAGUUAAGGCUGUAGACUUGUAUCUCAAAUGUGAUCCACUUUGAAUAUUUUUAAACUAAUAGAUGUUAUGGAACUGGAUUUAUUGAGGUGUAUAUUAUAUAUUCUUUCCUGACAAGAGAUCAUUAAAACUAGAUGUGUGCAUGGGUAUGUGUAACCCUCCUGCCCUAUUCACUUUUACAAAAUUGUGCGCGAUCCAAAUAGAGUUUAAUACUGGGUAGCCACACUGUUUUUAGUGUGAUAGGUUUACAAAGAUCUCUUACUGUCCCAUAGACAUCAGUGAAACUUAACAGCGCAAUCCUAAGCUGUUGUGCCCUUCUAAGUCUACUUUGUCAGUGGGUUUAGCAUGCGGCUUUGGUUAGGAUUGCAUUAUUAAACUCCAUCUGGAAAUGUUAUCUUCUCCCAUUGGCUUGCGUGAUGCCCCUGGAACUGUUUCGAUUUGCAAACCGAGUUCCAAGGAUCACCUGCACUCUGCAAAUGGCAUACUGUGGCCUGGAUUGUGUGUGAUCUGGAGUAGAUGCCUUGUGUUUAUCAGUUAGCCUAGAUAACUUUUUGAUCCCUCUCAACUCUGUAGUUCCAUAAUGACAGAAAAUUGAUUAGCUACUUUUAUUCAUGCAGUUCAGUAGAGCGUAACAUCACAUUGUAAGAUGCUUGCUUUUCCCCGUUUAGAAUAUUUGAUGGCUAAAAUUGCCACAUAUUAAAGAUUAAAAUAUAUUUAUUGAGUUGUGAAAAAGUGCAUUUUACUGUAUUUUAUAUGUGCCAUGGACUUUAAUUUUCCAGCUCGCCAUGUGCUCAUUCUGUACACUGCGGCAGUGAAUUCUGGUGGUCAGAAGCCAUGUGGUAGCUAUCUCAGAGCUUACAGCGUGAAACUGGUAAUUAUGCGGGGAGAGGAUCAACUAAAGUCUCUGACCACAUGGCUAAACCCAGUUUGACCCACAUCACAAUUCUGGGGAAUUGAGGGGUGGGGGUUGCUGGUCCAAAACAAGUGACUGGGGACUAUAGACUACUGCAGCCUUGUAAGUGGAUGUCAUAUGGAUCCGGUUCAUCUGAAUCCCCCCCUUAAAAAAUUUGCUGUGCCCCUCCUGUGUGCAGCGCACCCUGGAGGUUUUAAUUGGUAAGUUUUGGAUAAUGGAGCUCUGGAAGUGGCUAUAUGUACUCUUAGAUGAUUUUGAAAUUGUUCCAGUUUUUGUGGAGAUUGAUGAGGGAGGGGAAAACAAUGUGUAAUGUGGCAGUCAAUAAAAACCACUAUUGUUUUA
Molecule: messenger RNA, 4392 nt
Organism: Eublepharis macularius
Lineage: Eukaryota; Metazoa; Chordata; Lepidosauria; Squamata; Eublepharidae
Gene: TSPAN12
Product: tetraspanin 12
Exons: 8
Coding region: 255-1172 (305 amino acids)
Cellular component (GO): membrane
Source: RefSeq, a predicted model, not a curated record